Dermacentor silvarum is the source of this 1040-nucleotide messenger RNA. RefSeq names its product keratin-associated protein 19-2-like. NCBI's taxonomy places the organism in Eukaryota, Metazoa, Arthropoda, Arachnida, Ixodida, Ixodidae. The record is from RefSeq and is a predicted model, not a curated record. Bases 46 to 960 code for a protein of 304 amino acids. The transcript has 3 exons.
GCGCCUUCGGUGAGAUCACGAGCAUCUCUCAACAACUCCAGAACCAUGGCCCGCCUCUUCGUAGUCUGCGUGCUCGCCGUGUCUGUGGCGUACGCCGCCUCGUUCCAGCAAAAGAUCGGGAGCAGUAGCCUGUACGAUGACGACAGCUUGAGUUUUGGUGGUAGUAGCUCCGGCAGCAGGCGCUAUGGUAGUGGCAGCUACGGUGGCGGCCUCGGCAGUUACGGAAGCGGCAGCUACGGUAGCGGUUUGGGCAGUCUUGGCUUUGGCAGCAGCGGGCUCGGAAGCGGCAGCUACGGAGGCUACGGAAGCUACGGCAGCAGUGGCCUCGGUGGUCUCGGCUUCGGCAGCAGCGGCUAUGGCAGUGGUAGCUACGGCGGCUACGGCAGCAGUGGCCUCGGUGGCCUCGGCUUCGGCAGCAGUGGAUACGGCAGCGGCAGCUACGGCAGCAGUGGCCUAGGUGGUCUUGGCUUCGGAAGCAGCGGAUACGGCAGUGGCAGCUACGGCGGCUAUGGCAGCAGUGGCCUCGGCGGUCUUGGCUUCGGCAGCAGCGGAUACGGCAGCGGCAGCUACGGCAGCAGUGGCCUAGGUGGUCUUGGCUAUGGCAGCAGUGGCUACGGCAGUGGCAGCUACGGCGGCUACGGCAGCAGUGGUCUAGGUGGUCUUGGCUAUGGCAGCAGUGGCUACGGCAGUGGCAGCUACGGCGGCUACGGCAGCAGUGGUCUAGGUGGUCUUGGCUAUGGCAGCAGUGGCUACGGCAGUGGUAGCUACGGCGGCUAUGGCAGCAGUGGCCUCGGCGGUCUUGGCUUCGGCAGCAGCGGAUACGGCAGUGGCAGCUACGGCGGCUACGGAAGUGGCCUUGGCGGUCUCGGAUUCGGCAGUGGCGGCUAUGGCAGCAGUGGCUUCGGAGGUUUUGGCUCCGGCGGCUAUGGCAGUGGAUCAAUGCAGCAGUCGGUGUGGUAAACAACACCCAGAGUAAGAUGAGAUUCGCCGGAAUGAAGACUUUAGCUGUUCAAUAAAAAGCUCGCUUUUCUACCCUAAGA